AUGCAACAUUUUCCCCGUCAGACCUCUGGAACUUCCUCUUCACCCCCUACGACACCCACAGAUGCUGGACCAUCUUCAAAUUCUACUUCGGUCAACGUAGCACAGAACAGUACCUCCAUAUCUAUACCAAGUACCAGCCGCACACUUCCAAGUUCCACUCUAACGAGUUUACCACCAUCAGUGACGAGUUCUCCCCCUCCAACGUCUGCUCCAGCAUCUUCAACUACAUCAGAUUCAUCUACUAGUUUACCAAUCUCUAAUUCAACUUCCCUCGAUGCUUCUCCGUCCGAUACACCGUCGUUGUUAGCCGAGAGUACUUCUCAGCCAGCCUCGGUUUCCUCAACACAGCCGUUAGAGAACAUCACAACUAUUGUUACUUCAAUCAAUGGCCAGAUCACUACAUUUACUUCACUACUCCCGACGUCUCUCGUGAAUGCCACUCCCAAUAAUGACUCAGGAAGUUCGUCACGGACAGCUGUUAUCGCCGGAGCGACCGCAGGGGUGAUCGUCCUUCUCUGCCUUGCUCUUUCAUCUGUCUUCGCGUACCGGCGGCAUCGCCUCCGUCAAAUUCUCGCGCUUACAAAUCAGAAAAAGGAGGGGAAAGGCUUGCUGGAUGGGGAGGAGUUCGACGAAGAUGAUGCCAGUAUUCCAAUACGAUGGCAAGGUCGCAACGGUUCUCCAGCGCCAAGUCUGAUAAGGUCGCGGGUUUCGGACACUGGGUCUAUCUUCAGGGAGGAAGUGUGGCCACCACCUGGAUUUGUGGACCCCAUUAAACAAGGGAGCAGUCAAGUCACACUUUCCCAUAUCGUGGACGAUGUCAUGGGGCCAACCCAGUCUCGUUCAACUUCGCGACUGGAACAACAAGAUCCAGCCUCUAGUACGAGCGACCUUUCUCAUGGCCACCAGCGGGAUACAUCUACGACUGGUCUUCUACCACGCUCAUCGUCGCCUUUGGACGACCCUUUCAAUCCAAAUCACAAUGUACAAUCAGUGUACUACUCCCCCGUACUUCCUCCAGGUGCAUUACCACCGUCGAUGCCUGGCCAAAUAUCAUAUCCCCCUUCGCCUCCUCGAAGCGGUGGAAAUGACACAAUACCUCGCAUUAUGGAAACUCCGCCCACACCAGGGCCUGGACCUGGUUCCUUUGAACAACAUCAACGUAAUAACAGCAAUGGCUCCCAGCCAAGGAAGUCGAGUCCUUUAACACGUCCGCUCUCAGGAGAUCUAUGGUUAAACCGCAGUCCAUAUCCUCCAUAA
Molecule: messenger RNA, 1257 nt
Organism: Psilocybe cubensis
Lineage: Eukaryota; Fungi; Basidiomycota; Agaricomycetes; Agaricales; Agrocybaceae
Exons: 4
Coding region: 1-1257 (418 amino acids)
Source: RefSeq, a predicted model, not a curated record